Diorhabda carinulata is the source of this 1111-nucleotide messenger RNA. Its product is annotated as glycerol-3-phosphate phosphatase. The record is from RefSeq and is a predicted model, not a curated record. Gene Ontology annotation, molecular function: phosphatase activity. The coding region runs from base 104 to 1036 and encodes 310 amino acids. NCBI's taxonomy places the organism in Eukaryota, Metazoa, Arthropoda, Insecta, Coleoptera, Chrysomelidae. Gene Ontology annotation, cellular component: cytoplasm. The transcript is spliced from 4 exons.
CGCAUCUAACAUAGAUAUUGUCAGAAUUUGAAGUAGUAUAAGUGAGAGUUGUCUCCGAUUCAGUAUAUAAAUUACAAAUUUUGAUAUAACCAUUUUCCGAAAAAUGUUUUCUAGUUUCGCUGCUCUGACUAAUAUAUCCAAAUUAGCCAGAGCAGAAGUGCGUAAAAUUUUGGAUUCUAUCGAUACGGUUUUAGUCGAUUGUGAUGGAGUUUUAUGGUUAGAAAAUAUACCUAUACCAGGUUCGGUUGAGGUUAUUAACCGACUUAAAGAAAUUAAAAAAAAAGUUAUAUUCGUUACAAAUAAUUCAACAAAAAUCCGAGAAGAGUUAGUCGUUAAGGCUAAACAAUUAGGAUUUAAUAUUGACAAGGAAGAUGUCAUGUCAACAGCGUAUUUAGCUGUAUCUUACUUGAAAAAUACCGGUUUCAACCAGAAAGUGUACGUUAUAGGAUCAAAAGGUAUAACUCAGGAAUUAGAAUCUGCUGGAAUUCAACAUUUAGGAAUUGGGCCUGACAUUAUUGAAACUAAUCUGGCCAAUGCUAUCGAUAAUUUUCGUCCGGAUCCAGAAGUUGGGGCUGUAAUUGUAGGAUUUGAUGAACAUUUUUCUUAUAUAAAACUUUUAAAAGCAGCAACUUACCUUAGCAAACCCGCUUGUUUAUUUAUAGCUACUAAUACAGACGAGAGGUUUCCCACUAGCACCGAUUUAGUAGUACCCGGUACGGGGUCUAUUGUUAGAUCAGUCGAGACUGUGUCUCAAAGGGAAGCUGUUGUCGUCGGUAAACCAAAUUCUUAUAUAGCUGAAGCUCUAAUUAAUGAGUACGGAAUCGAUCCAAAGAGGACUAUAAUGAUCGGAGACAGAUUGAACACAGAUAUUUUGUUGGGUACUAGAUGUGGUUUUCAAACACUUUUGGUACUGUCUGGUGUCACUACAUUAGAUGAAGCUACACAAAAGAAAACAUCAAAUAAAAAGGACGACAAAGACCUAAUACCUGAUUUUUACCUAAAUAAAUUGGGUGAUUUAAUGCAAUUCAUCCAUUAAUCAACAGAGAAUUUAUAGAAAAAUUUUUGUUUUAUUUAUUUUUUGAUCAAAAAUAUAUUUAUGGUUAAAAAAGAA